UUGACUAGCUUCAUACUGUCAUUGUUACUCCAGCCGUUUACCCCCAAAAGAUGAGGUGCAAUGUUUCGUCCGUUGGUAUAAAGAUGACGAGGACAAGGCUGAGGUGGUGGAGGAGGAGAAAGGAAGAGGCGAUGGAGGAGGCGAUAGAGGAGGAAGAAGAUGAGGAAGAGGUGGAAGAGGAGGAGGAAGAGGAAGAGGAGGAAGAGGAAGAGGAGGACGGGGAGGAGCACGAGGAGGAGGAAGAGGAGGAGGAGGAGGAGGAGGAAAAAGAGACGAUGGAGGAGAAAGAGGCGAUGGAGGAGGAGAAAGAGGCGAUGGAGGAGGAAGAAAAGGAGGAGGAGGACGAGGAGGAGAAAGAGGCGAUGGAAGAGGAGGAAGAGGAAGAGGAGGAGGAGGAGGAGGAGGAAGAGCACAAGAGGAGCACGAGAGGAGGACUACGCUGGGGUAGCGGCUAGCUCCCCUCACCUCCGCCUUUUUUUUUUUUUCAAUCGACGGCUGGCUCCCCUCCCCUCCGCCUUUUUUUUUUCUUCAAUCAAUCAAUCAGUCAAUC
Chara braunii is the source of this 550-nucleotide messenger RNA. Lineage: Eukaryota; Viridiplantae; Streptophyta; Charophyceae; Charales; Characeae. The record is from the annotation of a GenBank genome assembly.